GCAGAGGGCUUAGUAAAAAAAAAAAAAAAAUGAGGAAAAGGAUUUAUUUUGCGUUCCUCCAGCCAGUCGCCGCCGACGUCUACCAUCAUCUCCUCUCCAACAUCUCAAUCCCCUUCUUACAUUUUCUCGCAACAUGGUAAAGACUUAGUCUCAGUCUUCAGCACCUAUCCCCAUUGUCGCACAGUCUCGCCGCUUUCCACAUUGCCAAGGUGGCCAUUUCCCUCCAUCAACAUCGCACCACUGCCUCUUGGCAGCACCUACAACCCAUUCCCCAUCUUUUGACGCAUUUCCACUCUCUCCUCCAUGCAAACCUUAUCUCCCUCGACACACACAGCCACUAGGAAGCCCACCCUCAACAGACCCAUCUCACCCACGUUGGGUAGUAGCUAAUGUUUUUCUUGGUUCCAGCUAGUAUGACCUAUUGGGCUUAUUUACUCAACUUAUGAGAAAGUGAACUCCCAGUAAGUAGGCCAUUUGGAUAAAGAAGAAGAAGGGCUAGAGUCCCAAUCUCCUAAAAAAAUAAAUAAUAAUCAUUGAACACAAUGUAUGUAUGAUGCAUUCACCUUAUUCCUCCCUACCUGAGCAAAAAUCUCUUUGAUGCUCUUGUUUUAUGCCAAUUUCAUUUCUCUACAAAACCCAACUUAAUCUUCCCAUUCCUUACUAUUCUUCAGCCCUCAAGCAAAUUAUAUCCAUGGCCUCUAUCUCCUCUCCGCACUUAUCCCCGCCCACCCACAUCCACUCCAUGGAAAACCCACCUUUCUCCCUCAUCCAAAGCUGCAAAUCCAUGGACCAACUCAAGCAAAUCCACUCCCAAACGAUCAAAACUGGCAUCAUAUGCAAUCCCAUUAUACAAAAUAAGAUCUUUGUCUGUUGCUGUGCUCAAGAAUUCGGGGAUAUGGAUUAUGCACGACAACUAUUUGAUGCAAUUGCUGAACCAACAGUCUUCCAUUGGAAUACGAUGUUCAAAGGGUAUUCUCGGAUUGAUUGUCCUAAACUAGGAGUUUCUAUGUAUUUACAAAUGUUAAAGAGGGAUGUUAAGCCUGACUGUUACACUUAUCCAUUCUUGAUGAAAGGUUUUACGCGUGAUAUUGCACUCCAAUAUGGGAAAGGGCUGCAUUGUCACGUAGUGAAAUAUGGUCUUGAUUCCAACGUGUUUGUUCAAAAUGCGUUGAUAAAUAAGUACUCUUUGUGUGGUUUAAUUGAUACGGCCCGUGGAAUUUUUGAUAUGAGUUCUAAGAAUGAAGUGGUCACUUGGAAUGCAAUGAUUUCUGGUUACAAUCGAAUAAAGCAAUAUGAUAAAACUAGGAGGCUUUUCUAUGAGAUGGAGAAGAAAGAAGUGCUACCAUCAACGGUUACUCUUGUUUCGGUAUUAUCAGCUUGCUCUAAGUUGAAGGAUUUAGAAUGUGGCAAACUGGUUCAUAAGUAUGUUUCUGACCACAUUGUGGAGUCUAAUUUGAUAGUGGAAAAUGCUUUAAUUGAUAUGUAUGCGUCAUGUGGUGAAAUGACCGUUGCACUUAGGAUUUUUGAGAGUAUGAAGAGAAAGGAUGUGAUUUCUUGGACUGCUAUUGUUACUGGGUUUGUGAAUAUGGGACAACUUGAUAUAGCCAGAAAGCAUUUUGACCAGAUGCCUGAAAGAGAUCAUGUUUCGUGGACUUGCAUGAUAGAUGGAUACCUUCAAGUUAAUUGCUUCAAAGAGGCUUUGAUUCUCUUCCGUCAAAUGCAAACUUCCAAUGUAAAACCAGAUGAGUUCACCAUGGUUAGCAUACUUACAGCUUGUGCUCAACUUGGGGCACUGGAACUAGGAGAAUGGGUAAAGGCUUACAUUGACAAAAACAAGGUCAAGGAUGAUGCCUAUGUGGCGAAUGCUUUGAUAGACAUGUACUUCAAAUGUGGGAAUGUUAUAAAAGCACAAGACUUAUUCAAUGAUAUGUCUCAGCGGGACAAAUUUACGUGGACAGCCAUGAUUGUUGGUCUUGCCAUUAAUGGAUAUGGUGAAGCUGCCCUUGAUAUGUUUUCCCAAAUGCUGAAAGCUUCAGUAAUUCCAGACGAAAUAACUUAUAUUGGUGUUCUCUGUGCUUGUACUCACACUGGCAUGGUAGAUGAAGGAAGAAAGUUUUUUGCGAGCAUGAUCACCCAACAUGGAAUUGAGCCAAAUGUGACUCAUUAUGGAUGUUUGGUUGAUCUUCUUGGCCGAGCUGGGCAUGUAAAAGAAGCUCAUGAAGUAAUAAAGAAUAUGCCCAUGAAACCAAAUUCAAUUGUUUGGGGAUCCCUUCUUGGCGCAUGUAGAAUUCAUAAAGAUGCGGACAUGGCUGAAAUGGCAGCAAAACAGAUCCUUGAAUUAGAGCCAGCUAAUGGGGCAGUUUAUGUUAUUCUAUGUAAUAUAUAUGCAGCUUGCAAUAAGUGGGAUAAUUGGCGUGAAUUAAGGAAAGAUAUGAUGGAUAGAGGCAUCAAGAAAAUCCCUGGUUGCAGUUUGAUAGAAAUGAAUGGCGUUGUCCAUGAAUUUGUUGCUGGGGACCAGUCUCAUCCUCAAAUUAAGGACAUAUAUCUGAAGUUAGAUGAAAUGACAAGUGACUUGAAAUUUUCAGGGUAUUCGCCUGAUACUUCCGAGGUGUUUCUUGACAUCGGGGAAGAAGAUAAAGAGAGUGCACUUUACCAGCAUAGUGAGAAGCUGGCUAUUGCAUUUGGGCUCAUUAGUUCAGAAAAUGGAUCCACAAUUAGAAUUGUGAAGAACCUCAGAAUGUGUGUAGAUUGUCAUCAAAUGGCAAAGUUGGUGUCAAAGGUGUAUGAAAGAGAAGUGAUUGUCAGGGAUCGAACUCGUUUCCAUCAUUUCAGCCUGUUAUACGAGGAACUUUAUUGUACCUCCAAACGUAAAUUGACACUGGUAAUGCUGUGGAGUUUCAACAAAAGUUGAUGGCAGUAGCCCAUGAUUCUCUUAUAAGGGGCCAUUCUGGGAUAAGAGCUACUUGAAGCUCCAUCAGUACUUUUACCUAGGGGUGUGCAAACGGUCGGUUCGGUUCCGAACCGAACCGAACCGAACCGACAAAACCGAAAAUCAAAAAUAAAAAAUUUUAAAAACCGAACCAAACCGAUUGAGAAGAGAAAACCGAACCGAAUCGAACCGAUAAAUUUCGGUUCGGUUCGAUUUUAAACUGAUCAAACCGAAAUUUAUAAAAUUUCAUAUUUUUAACAUUAAAUCUAAAUAAUAAAAACAUAAAAACAAAAAAAAUUAGAAAUCAAAACUCAAAAAUCUAAAGGUUCGGUUUGGUUUUCUUUGAUUUUGGUUCGGUUUGAUUCAAUUUGAUUCGAUUUUUUUUUAUUUCCUAUAUAUACUUAAUAAUUUCGGUUCAGUUUUUUUGAUUUUUUUAUGAAAAUAACCGAACUGAACCGAUUAACUGAAAUUAUCAAAAUUAUAAACCGAACCGAACCGAUUAAAUUUUAAAACAAAACCGAUUGAACCGAAUUAAUCGGUUCGGUUCGGUUUUUCGAUUUAAACCGAAAACUGCUCUCCCCUACUUUUACCGGACAAGUAAGUUGAGAAGCAUUGAGAAGUGGGUGCUACAUUGUAAUAUUUGCCAAAAAUGCAAGGGUGAAUUAGUGCCAUACCCUGGGUGAUUGUAGCCCUUGACUAUCCCUUCACAAGACUAGCAUUGUAUUUCCAUGGAUUUUGUUGAAUAGCUGCCCAAAUCUGAGGGGAAGGAUACAAUAUUGGGGGUGGUAGAGAGGUUUACCAAAUUUGCACAUUUUAUACACUUGACUCAUUCUUUUACCGCUGAGAAAGAGGAUAAGCUCUGUAUUGAUAACAUUUUCAAGUUGCAUGGCAUUUCUAACAACAUAGUUUCUGAUACAGACAAAAUCUUCACAAGUUUGUUUUGAAAUCAUCUUUUCAAGGCUUUGGAUAUUAAUUUGCAUUUCAGUACUGUUUUAUCAUCCUUAGUCAGAUGGCCAAACUGAAAGAUUGAAUAAAUGUUUAGAAAAUUACUUCAGCUGUAUGACUUUUCAUCAACCUCACAAAUGGUGCAAAUGGUUGAGCUUAGAAAAGUGGUGGUAUAAUUCUAAUUACUACAGAAGUAUUAAAAUGCCACACUUCUAGGCUUUAUACGGCUACCCUCCAAAUUGUUUGACUGUGGGCACAACUUCUGUCAGUAGUUAAGGUGGAGGAUUUCUUAUAAACUAAUUGCUGGUAGCUCAGAUCAUAAUGAAGCAAUAUGCUAGUUCUAAGAGAACUGAAUGAAUUUGAAGUUGGAGAUUGGGUGUAUUUUUGAAGCGUCAUCUUUAUAGACAGACUUUUUUGAGACCUAGGAAGCAUGCUAAGCUUUACACCAAAUGCUGUAGUCCUCGUCUCAUUUUCCAAAAGAUUGGAUCAGUUGCUUACAUAAAAACUCCAUUUGCCCGAUGAUGCUUUGAUUCACGAUGUUUUUGAUGUCACUUCUAACGAAGAAGAUGGGUCCAGAUCAGUCAGUUCAAUCUUCUUUGCCUGACCAUACCAAGUAUGGACAGUUUCAUCUUAAACCUCUUUCAAUUCUGGACGCUAAUACUAUUAGAAGAGAGAAUCAUUCAGUGCAUCAAGUGUUGAUUCAAUGGAGCACUUUACCUCUUCAGAAUUCCACUUGGGAGGAUGUAGAUUUUAUAAAGCAUCAGUUUCCUGCUUUCAGCCGGAAGGGAUGUUGAGAAUGUUAGUAUGCAGUGUAUAGCAGAGGACAAAAACUUGAGUUAGCUGGUUAGUUGAGCUGAGAGCUGAGUUGGUUAAGUAGUUAGCUGUGUAACAGAUUUGUAAACAAUUUUAGAGGAGAAUAGCCGAGGAUUAAUUGCAUA
Messenger RNA from Hevea brasiliensis (rubber tree), 4812 nucleotides. RefSeq names its product putative pentatricopeptide repeat-containing protein At3g15930. Gene Ontology annotation, biological process: RNA modification. Bases 611 to 2911 code for a protein of 766 amino acids. Lineage: Eukaryota; Viridiplantae; Streptophyta; Magnoliopsida; Malpighiales; Euphorbiaceae. Gene Ontology annotation, molecular function: RNA binding; protein binding; zinc ion binding. The transcript is spliced from 2 exons. The record is from RefSeq and is a predicted model, not a curated record.